AUGGCUGGCGAAGCCUCGUGUCCUUUUGACGAGGACUCGGGACAGCAUACGCCCGUUGGAUUCCGUGACACACCAGGCCAAUGGUACACUGCCAACCAUCGCAAGCGCGCCGCCCUGUCGCAACUGGAUGGAAAACCGACGCAACGGGAUAGCCAGAUGACACAGGCUGCAACGGAAGGAGUGAGGCCGUCUGGAGAGAGUACAGCACCCGUGUCUGUUGCUGCCAUGCCGUCUCAAAAAGAGAAGGAUGGUCUUGUGCAUGAAGAAGACGAUGUGGACGAAGAAGAGACGCAGAUUCGAAUGACAAACUCUGAAGAGCAGGAGGGAGCGUCCAGACUAGAAAGGAAGAUUGUUGAGGAGACAGUGUCAUUGCCAAUACCCUCGGCGGUAAGUAGUGCAAGCCGAUCCGUUGGCGGCGCUGGAAUGGAAAACGGUGACGACGAUUCCAACAUGUCAGACGAUAUGUUAGAAGAAGACAGUUCUGUUGUUGGGUUGUCAAAAAUUGCUGCUCUAUUUCGGCAUAGAGAAGAAGAACAAGAAGUUGUGCAGAAUAGGAUUUACAAGCCUCGCACCUCUUUUCGAGCAGCACUAGAUCUACCGACUCGUAACAAUUCCGACAGUAGUGGUGGAGAGACUGAGAUCGAAGGCGAACCGGCGGAGGAUUUGCCAGUGAAGAGCAAAGUAAACACGAGUGACUCACCGGUAUUCCAAGACAAAUUGCCGCGUCUGGCCAAGAGUGCAAGCUGCUUGAAAAUGACGGUACAAGAAGAUACAUCUGACCCAGAAAGGAAGAGUAGACGACGCUUGCUGUCGACGCCGGAGAAGACACCUAACUCUACUUUGCUAUGCCGCAACCCGAAGCGAGAUCAACAUGAAGCUCCAGAUUGGAGGCACGUGAAGUCAAAACGAAUUUGUCUUGAUGAAGAUGUAAUGCCUUUGCAAUGCUCGGACCAGACAAGUUCAUUGGAGAACCAGAAAGCAGCAGAGAAGAACGACGAAGAUAACCAGCACAAAUAUUCAACAUCAUCGCAACUUGCUGAUGAGAUAACUUUGGACAUUUUGACAGACAAGAGCAGCCGGUCUGAUGAAGUAAAGGAAGCUUUGUCUCGUCCAGCAUUAACAGUUCCGCCUAAGGCGCUUACUUCGAGGAAAUGUGCAACAGUAACCGAAUCUACGGAGUCACAAUCGGAAGGUGGGGCUAUUCGCGUUAUUCUGACGGGACUGGAGUCUACAGCUGCGAUUCAUAAGAAGAUAAAGUCGAUCACCGAUGCGGUUUACGAAAGCAACAUCGAGAAGGCUACACAUGUGGUUGCCCCUCAGAACCAGCUGAAGCGCACGGUGAAACUGCUGUGCGGGAUAUCGUGCUGUACGCAUAUUCUGGGUGAACGCUGGCUAGACGAAUCGGCGCGGGCUGGUGCGGCUGUCGAUGAGCAAGCGAACUACCUUCAUGACGAGGAGGCGGAGAGCAAGUGGCAGUUUGAUCUGAGAAGAACGAUGUACGACGUGUCCUUAAAGCAGCGGCAGCGUCUAUUCGCUGGUUACAGCGUGUUUAUCACCAACCACAAGUCCGUGCUGCCACCGGUGAAGGAUCUAGUGAAAAUCGUGGAGUGCGCGGGCGGGAAGGCGUCGUCGAAAGGAAAGCCGGGGAUACAUGACGUGGUGAUCUCGAGUGAAAUGGCACUGACUGCCGCAUCAGUUCGAAAACAGCUUGUAAACGCCAAUCCAGAGCGGAUUUACUACUCACCCGAGCUAAUUUUGAGCAGCGUUUUGCAGCAGCGCGUCGAACUGGACAAGCAUCGGUUGAAACUACCUGCAAUCAGCAAGUCUUGGACCACGAAGCGUCGAAAGUAA
This is a messenger RNA of Peronospora farinosa, 1851 nucleotides long. Lineage: Eukaryota; Oomycota; Peronosporomycetes; Peronosporales; Peronosporaceae. The record is from the annotation of a GenBank genome assembly.